Messenger RNA from Folsomia candida, 2380 nucleotides. RefSeq names its product sex peptide receptor. Gene Ontology annotation, biological process: G protein-coupled receptor signaling pathway. The record is from RefSeq and is a predicted model, not a curated record. The transcript is spliced from 6 exons. The coding region runs from base 628 to 1833 and encodes 401 amino acids. Gene Ontology annotation, cellular component: membrane. Lineage: Eukaryota; Metazoa; Arthropoda; Collembola; Entomobryomorpha; Isotomidae. Gene Ontology annotation, molecular function: G protein-coupled peptide receptor activity.
CGGCCUACGUUACGUGGUGCUGAUCUCAAGAGAUGCGAUUGACAGCGAAACUAACAUCUCCGUCCGAAAGAGCCAGCGAUGAAAGGUUUUCAUGAAGGAGAAUUUAUCAUUCGGCUGGUGCUGGAAGUUGCCCUUCUUUGUGUGCAGCGAAACCUGAGACAGGCCCACGGAAUGCAGAAGAGUUCCUCCCGAAGCCAACCCGUCCCAACACCAUUCUCCAAGUGGACCAUCGUCACCGCUACUGCUACCCGGAUAGAAGGAGCAGAAUAAGUCCUACAACCCCAAGUUUUGGCCCAGUCAGUUCGACAGUGUCCGCUCCACAGGCAUCAACCUAGCAUUCUCUUCUCCAACUCGUCUCCUUUAUUCCUUCUAAAAAAUCAUACUAAUUUUUUUGCAUCCACUUUAAAAGUUUCCCGUGAAAAGCGAAAAGUAAUCGCCGUACCGAAAAAAAAAAUCCUUCAAAAUUUUUGCAAAGUGGUGGAAAAUGUUGCAAGAAGAAGUAUAAUUAGUGAGUGUAAUAGCCUCUUGAAGGAUUUGUGAAGUCCUAACAUUUCCAAUUUGAAGCAGAAGGAAGAAAGUUGUAUUGUUUUUGUUCCGACUCGGUCAAAAGUUCGCAACUUUAAGAUAAUGGAGACGGCCGGUGACUACACGAUGGAGCUGGACAACAACGUCACCAGCUUUCUCGUCAACGACACUGGUGGCCAAAUGCCCAACCUGACCAACCUCACGUCGGAUGCGUACUGCAACCCGUGGUUGGGUGAGCUGGGGGCGUGGUACGGGGGAGUGCACGGCUACUCCUCCCUCGUCGUCUGUCUCUUUGGCUGCGUGAUGAACCUGCUGAAUCUGGUCGUGUUGACGCGGCGAGAAAUGCACAACCCGACGAACGCCAUCCUCACGGGCCUCGCCUUUGCCGACCUCCUCAACGACCUCGAGUACAUGCCCUUCGCCCUCUUCAUGAAGGUCCUCGCCCGGCCCGGCUACCCUCCCAAAACAUAUCCCUGGGCCCUCUUCGUCCUCGCCCACUCCAACUUCUCACAGGUUUGUCACACCAUUUCGAUCUGGCUGACGGUGACGCUGGCGGUUUGGAGGUACAUGAUGGUGGCGAUGCCCAUGCAGAACAAGACCCUCUGCACGAUGGAGAGGGCAAAGUUGGCGAUAAUUAUUGCCUACGUCUGCUCCCUCCUCGUCUGCAUCCCUGUGUAUUUAACAUUUGAAGUCAAGUGGGUCAACGGGACGGAGGGUGGGGUCAAGUACUACGUCCACUAUUCUGAACUCGCCAAAGCUCAUGACCAGCUCCUCGUCAAUGCAAACUUUUGGGUCUACAGCGUGGUGAUCAAGCUGAUCCCGUGUCUGGUGCUGACGGUGGUGAGCUUCCGGCUGAUCAACUCGCUGAUGGAGGCGAAGCGGCGGAAGGCUCAGCUGAAGGGCGGAGGUCGUGGGGCGGCGAAGGGAGGCGAGGACGGCGGCGGCGAUCGGACCACGCGAAUGCUCCUCGCCGUCCUUCUGCUCUUCCUCAUGACCGAAUUUCCGCAGGGCAUCCUCGGCCUCCUCUCCCUCCUCCUCGGCGACGCCUUCUUCCGCUCCUGCUACCUCCCCCUCGGUGACCUCAUGGACAUUGUGGCCCUUUCCAACUCGGCCAUCAACUUCAUCCUCUACACGGCCAUGUCCCUCAAGUUCAGACAGGUCUUCAUGGCCACAUUCCAUCUCAACAAGCUCUGUCCCCAACCGAACACACAAACCACGGCUGUGGCAGUGGUCACCCCCACGAGAUCAGCCCACACCACCGUGGUCACCACCACCAAUGGGAAUAUCCAACAUAGUGCAGCUGUGUAGGCUUGGAUGUACAGGUACCUUCUCUGGUCUCAAGAUUAAGCCAGGAGUAGUCAAUGUGUCGUCAACUGUGAUUUUUAACUCGAACAUAUGUAAUCUUGGUGCUGGAGGAAUGAUUGUGCUCGACAAUUGUAAGAGCUGAAAGGACGAGGCACGGUCAGCACAGUCGCGUAAAAAUGAGACGCGUUUAAUAAUUCAUGUUAUGCUCAGAGGACAAUCUUCAAAUAAUUUAUUAUGAGCCCAACUUUCUCAUAGUGAAUAAGUAAUGAGCAAUAAGACGUUAUGUUGCUCGUAUAAGUGCGUCCAAUAUGCAUACAUAUAAUUAAAUAUGCAUCCCGCACUCCCACUACACUCCUUAAUCAACACUUCCACUUUUAGUGUGAGAGUAGCAGGGCAUUAUUCUAUUCCAUGCACAAUAAAAUAAAUUAUGUUUGGAUAAAACUAAUAAACGUAACCCAAUAAUAUGUGAAGAAACAUGUCUAGAUUUUAUGCGAGAAAUAACUAAAUUGUAUUUUUACGGAAUAAUAAAAAGGUAUAUGAACUGAGCAAA